Messenger RNA from Diorhabda carinulata, 1134 nucleotides. Its product is annotated as polyisoprenoid diphosphate/phosphate phosphohydrolase PLPP6. The record is from RefSeq and is a predicted model, not a curated record. Gene Ontology annotation, molecular function: sphingosine-1-phosphate phosphatase activity. Bases 189 to 836 code for a protein of 215 amino acids. NCBI's taxonomy places the organism in Eukaryota, Metazoa, Arthropoda, Insecta, Coleoptera, Chrysomelidae. The transcript has 4 exons.
UUGACUAGUAGCUCCAUGUCAACCAAUUGACAGAUAACCUAAUUUAUGAAUAAUGAAAUGUUAUGGUUAUUAUUAUCUGUUCAUCUGUCUACAUAUCGACUACACAAUGUAAAUUAUUUAAAUUAUAUGUGACUCAUUAAGGUGCAAUUCUAAAAAAUAUAUUAGUAAUCUAUAUAAUAUAGUUGGAGAUGUCUGAACUCAAAACCAGUCGUGUACCACCGGCUUUACAACAGCUACUCAAAUAUGAUGCUUACGUAACUAAUGAGUUUUUAACUUGGAUAAACAAACUUAUUGUUGUUGAUACACUUACAACUUAUUGUAAAGCAUUAGAAAUAUCCUGUCAUGGAAUCCCAUGGUUUGCUUUUUGGAUUGCAUUUACGUGGUUAUUCAAUAACCCCAGCUUGGUGCAGUUACAAGUUAAUAUACUUCUAGGGCUCUUUAUUGAUAUCAUUAUGGUAGCUGUUGCCAAAGCCUAUUUCCGACGUAAAAGGCCACCAAGAAACAUCUAUGAUGACCCUAUUGCAAAUAUAAGCAUGGAUGUAUUCAGCUUUCCUUCAGGACAUGCCAGUAGAUCAGUUUUUGUAGCAUACUUCUUCACCUGGUUGUGGCCAGUUCAUUUCACUUUAAUACCUCUAUUUAUAGUUUGGAGUAUAGCAGUAUGCCUUAGUAGAAUUUUGAUGAAUAGGCAUUAUAUCAUGGAUAUAUUAGGAGGUGUCUUAUUGGGUAUUUUAAAUGGAUUGUUGAUUGAUUUACUCUGGGUGCAAGAUAGUACCGCCAGAUGGUUACUUAAUAUUGUUUCAGAUGAUAAGUUAGACGGUGGAGAGUACCAUGUUUGAAUUUGUUAACUAUAUUUGCACUAUAGAUAUUUUAAUUGUAAAACAAGCGAAUACGUCUUAACUUUGAUUAUCAAAGACACUUCUAAGUAAUCUGUACAUUUGAUUAUUUUCAUAAAUUAGUAGGUUUUUGUUAGUGUUUUAUAAAUAACCUGUUUAUCUCAAAUAUUUAAUUUUUAGUAUUAUACAAAUAUAAUUUUUUGCCGUUUUUUGAAGGUCACAAAUAAAAUGUUUUAAGUAGUUUAUAAAAGUGUGAUAAAAAUUUGUUAUCAAAUAUUUCAAUAAAUGUUCUUAUGUUUGA